Penicillium soppii is the source of this 1257-nucleotide messenger RNA. It is a transcript of the gene kat1, whose product is annotated as putative 3-ketoacyl-CoA ketothiolase (Kat1). Gene Ontology annotation, biological process: phenylacetate catabolic process; fatty acid beta-oxidation. Lineage: Eukaryota; Fungi; Ascomycota; Eurotiomycetes; Eurotiales; Aspergillaceae. The coding region runs from base 1 to 1257 and encodes 418 amino acids. The transcript is spliced from 3 exons. Gene Ontology annotation, molecular function: acetyl-CoA C-acyltransferase activity. The record is from RefSeq and is a predicted model, not a curated record. Gene Ontology annotation, cellular component: peroxisome.
AUGGCCGCGGAUCGUCUCAGCUCGCUUUUGAGCCACCUCAAGCCCGGCGCCGCUAGCGGUGUUGCUGCUAUCACCCAAAAGAACCCCGAUGAUGUAGUCAUUACAUUGGCACUCCGCACCCCAUUGACCAAGGCACGCAAGGGUGGUUUCAAGGAUACAGAGUUGGAUUAUAUGGUUUAUGCCUUGUUGAAGGAAACCUUAGCCAAGUCCCAGAUUGACCCUGCUCUGAUCGAAGAUGUCUGCCUCGGUAACGUUGGUGAAGGCAAAGCCGCUUACAUGGUCCGCGCUGCGGCCCUGGCUGCCGGUAUUCCCCACACAGCUGGUGCCUCAUCAGUGAACCGUUUCUGCUCAUCUGGACUGAAGGCCGUGCAAGAUAUUGCCAACCAAAUUCAGCUGGGCGCCAUCGACGUGGGUGUCGCUGUGGGUGCUGAAUUGAUGUCUGCCGCUGGCGACCGGCUGGAGAAGCCUUUCAACGAGGAGGUCCUCCGCAACCAGGAGGCUGCCGACUGCAUGCAGCCUAUGGGUCAGACAUCUGAGAACAUUGGCAAGGACUUCGGUAUUCCUCGCGAGGAGCAAGACCGAUACGCUGCUGAGUCUUUCCGUCGCGCCGAGGCUGCUCAGAACGCUGGCUGGUUCGAUGACGAGAUUGCUCCUAUCAGGGUCAAGGUCACGGACCCCAAGACCGGCGAGGUUAAGGAGAUCACUGUCUCUCGCGAUGACGGUAUUCGCCCCGGCACCACAUUCGAAUCCCUGUCCAAAAUUCGCCCUGCGUUCCCGCAGUUCGGUGACAAGUCCACUGGUGGAAACUCCAGUCAGGUCACCGAUGGUGCCGCUUCCGUUCUCCUUAUGCGCCGUUCCAAGGCCAUCGAGCUGAAUCAGCCCAUUCUCGCCAAGUUCUGUGGUGCUACCGUUGCUGGUGUACCUCCUCGUGUCAUGGGUAUCGGUCCAACUGCCGCUAUUCCCAAGCUCCUCAGCAAGUUCCAGCUUGACAAGAACGACAUCGAUAUCUACGAGAUCAACGAGGCCUUCGCCUCUAUGGCAGUCUACUGUAUCAAAAACCUUGGUCUUGAUCAUGCCAAGGUUAACCCCCGUGGCGGUGCUAUUGCUAUUGGCCACCCUCUUGGUGCGACAGGUGCGCGUCAAAUCGCUACUGUUUUGAGCGAGGCCCGCCGAACAAAGAGUAAAAUUUUGGUCACUUCCAUGUGUAUCGGAACUGGACAGGGCAUGGCUGGUCUGUUUGUCAACGAGCAGCUUUAA